Molecule: messenger RNA, 2465 nt
Organism: Gossypium raimondii (Peruvian cotton)
Lineage: Eukaryota; Viridiplantae; Streptophyta; Magnoliopsida; Malvales; Malvaceae
Exons: 4
Coding region: 1075-2160 (361 amino acids)
Biological process (GO): regulation of transcription by RNA polymerase II
Cellular component (GO): RNA polymerase II transcription regulator complex
Molecular function (GO): protein dimerization activity; DNA-binding transcription factor activity, RNA polymerase II-specific; RNA polymerase II transcription regulatory region sequence-specific DNA binding
Source: RefSeq, a predicted model, not a curated record
UGAAAAACAACCCCCCCCUCCCCCAACCCACGCUUUCCUUUUCCUUUCUCCUUUUUCCUUUCUCUGUGUUUCUACCCUUUUUCUUUUGGAUCCAAAAUAAAGUGAUGUUUUUGCUCGUCCUCCCUAUGUAGCUGCUCACAUUCUCAUCAUAAGCAUCUCCAUGCAUGUUCCCAAGGGAAGUACUGUAAGAUAUCGAUGUUCUAAGUAUAUUCAACUAUUUUCAUGGCGUCGCUGCCUGUAUUCCCCCCCCCCCCAAAGGAUUAUGUUCUUUUCCUUCAAAAGCAAAAAACCCUAGCUUUUGCUUAUUGUUGAUGUAAUUUUGCUUUCUUAAUGAAUAUUCAUCUUGCUUCCAAUUCAUAUCAUUUACUUCAGCAUUUUCUGUAGCUUAGCUAUUAUGGGCAUUAGCAUUUCAUCCAGUAUACUUCAUUUUUCUUUCUGGAUUUUCUCAUUGGUACCUUACCAUUCUUGCAUAUGGUUAAAUAUAAAAUUACAUUAAAUUCAAUCUUUAAAUGGAAAUUAAAACUCUCCUACCAUUAUUUUCUUCCUCCAAGAACUAGCACCUAAUGAAAAAUUUCAUGUCAUUGAUCUAUUGAAUGCUGAGUUGAUGAGGGAUAUGUCACUGUUUCAUCUCUCUCUACAUCUUCCCAAACCUGUUAAAUUAGUAUUUAUUAAAUCUUAUAAAAUGGAAUAUUUAAGCCUAAUGGUAGUUUGACUUUAUACAAUUUCGACAUGUAGCAUCACCCAUUACAACAUAUGAUUGAUAAUGAAAGGUAACCUUUUUAAUAUAUAAUAGAAAUCCAUUAACCCUUUCUUUUUGUGGCCAUAUAUUUCAGUUCAUUCAUCAUGUUGGUUUAUGCAUUAUAAAAUCCAAAUUGUCAGCCUCUUACUACAGUUAAGUAAUAUUCUUAUAGUAUUUCUUUAUUCACUAUAUAAUCAUGUCCUUAUUUGUAUAAUAUAUACAUAACCUUCUUUCCCUGCAAAUGGAGGUUUUACUUUUCUUCUCCUCUUUUCCUUUUGUGAGGAUGCUCAUCUUUCCUCUAUAAUCUGUCCAGGAAUUUAGCAAACCAUCUCUGCAUGUCUUCUCUACAUCUAGAAAAUUUGUUCUCAAUUCCUGAAGCCACAGAUGAAUAUUUAUGGCCACUGACACAAGAUAACAAAGAUGAUGGUAAGAAUUUCUCAGCUUCCAUUCAAACAGAUGGUCAUCAAUGCUCAUCAUCAUCGUCCCAAGCUGUCAUGGAUAAUGUAAAUGGGAAUAAAUUGGAUCCCGUUUUGGCUCUUGAUCAAGGAAUUCCUGCACUACUAUCAGAUUACACCAUUGAAGAUAAUGCGAGAACUGGUGAUCAGCUUGGUACAACAAGCAAGUUCAUUUUAGAAUCUGUUGAUCACAACAUCGUGGGAGAAUCAAUGGAAAGCAUACUUGAUUACCCCAUUGAUGUCAGUUUGUCGGCACCUCUUGAAGAUUUGGACGACAUAGAUUUGGUUCCGCAUGAAAGUAGCAGCCGACAGCUUCCUAGUACGUAUCAAGAAACUGGGGAUGCUCAUAUCAAUGCCAAACGAAUCAGUUCCAAGACUAGGGGAAGAAAUCAUAGGUUUAAGCAAGGGUUAAACAUGGAGGAUAACGGAGAAGGAACAACAAUGAAGAAGCAGGAACAUAACGCCAAGGAGAGGAUUCGAAGGAUGAAACUGCAUGCAGCUUACUUGGCACUUGGAGCUUUGCUUCCUUCAGAUUCCACCGGAUCAAAGAAGAGAAAGAGUACGGCGCUUAUAAUUGACAGAGCAGUUGAAUACAUACCAGAGCUGGAGAAAGAAAUAGAGAAGCUAACUCUGAGGAAGAAUGAUAUGUUGUCAACUAUUAAAAACAAGAAAUCUUGUGCCGUGCUCAAUCACUUUCAGCUCCGACAACCAUCGGUUUCGGUGCAUGAAAUCAAACAAGGUGAAUUUAUAGUACAAAUAUGCACCCAAGAAUAUCCAGAUUGUUCUUUCUUAAACCUACUGCACAAUGUAGAAGAAGAAGAAGGUAUCUGCAUUAUAAGUGCUUCAACGCACCAAGUUUCGGAUCAUGGACAUUGCUACCAUUUACAUAUACAGAUGCAUGAGAGGUUAGAUGGAGAAAAUCAUAUUGCAAGUUUAAGAGAAAAGGUAAUUUCAUGGUUAUGCUAAUUCCCUAAUUUAGUUUUGGUGAUAAGGGUUGUUAAUUCCCUAAUUCGACCUGGAAUUUGACUUGGGAUUCGACCCUAUAUAAUAAAAGGUGACAAAUAUUUUAAAGGGAGGACCUUCUUCUUCUCUGUUUCUAGAUCAGAAUUAUCUCUCGUUUCUCUUUACACCCGUUGGUCCAAUGUGUAAACAAAGGUUAUUUUGUUAGUAUUUUGUUUAUUUUUCACAAAAUAUUACAAAUUAUUUUGUGAUAACAAUUAUGCCACUAUUUUCCUUCUAGUAAUUCAGGAUGGAUGAGAAUAAUUAAUCAA